Messenger RNA from Pangasianodon hypophthalmus (striped catfish), 3119 nucleotides. It is a transcript of the gene wdr26b, whose product is annotated as WD repeat domain 26b. Lineage: Eukaryota; Metazoa; Chordata; Actinopteri; Siluriformes; Pangasiidae. Gene Ontology annotation, biological process: proteasome-mediated ubiquitin-dependent protein catabolic process. Gene Ontology annotation, cellular component: GID complex. The transcript has 14 exons. The coding region runs from base 523 to 2364 and encodes 613 amino acids. The record is from RefSeq and is a predicted model, not a curated record. Gene Ontology annotation, molecular function: protein binding.
UCCGGUGACGUCAGCGCGUCUGGACUCCAUUAGAAGCUGCAGCUGUUUGGAGAGAAACAACAACAACAGAAAAAGAAAAGGCGACGCUUCUUUUUUCCCCUCACACACACACGCACAGACACACACACCGAGACAGAGACACAGUGGAGUCCUGAACCUGCACCGGUGCACUUUUCUUUUCUUUUUUCUUUUCUUUUUCUUUUCUCCCCCCUCCCCUUUCCCCAACCCCCCGGGAGCUGAGUGUCUCCUGUCCCCGUAUCCCUCGCGGGGCAUCACGGGCUUCUCACCACGGCCGCUCUCGGUGAGGGAACUCUGGCCUCCGCUUCCUCCUCCUCCGACUCGGACACCGGCGGAGCGUCGCCGCCCCCGCGGAAGAAGCGCCGAGCCUCGGCGGCGGAGGGAGCAGGAGAGCCCGAGGCUUCAGCAGUAGCAGCAGGCCCAGCGGGCCUCUCCGCGGCGCUUUCCGCACGGACUCCCCCGCAUCCUCACGCCGUUCACUUCAGCCGCACCGCCGGCACCAACAUGCAGUCCAACGGGGCCGAUCAGGGACAGGACUCCGGGCUCAGCUGCCAAAACAAUAACGCACAGAACCGAGAGAACCUGGAGAACCUGGAGAACGGAGAGAACGGAGAGUGCUCCAGCGGCAGAGGGGAAACGGCGCACUCUAACGGGCUCCUCUCCGGACCCGGUACCGGGAACAGCGCGGCCCAGACCGGGACCUCUCCCCUCUCAUCCUCCGGCUCCGGUUCCGGUUCGUUAAAGAAGCAAAAACGCCUUUCCCAGUCUGAAGAGGAUGUGAUCCGACUCAUAGGGCAACAUCUGCACGGAUUAGGGCUGAAUCAGACGGUGGAUCUGUUGAUGCAGGAGUCGGGCUGUAGGCUGGAACACCCCGCUGCUACCAAGUUCAGAAACCACAUCAUGGAGGGAGAGUGGGACAAGGCGGAAAAUGACCUCAGUGAGCUCAAAGGCCUGAUGCAUUCACCCAACGCUAUUGUGCGGAUGAAGUUCCUCCUCCUGCAGCAGAAGUAUCUGGAGUAUUUGGAGGACGGGAAAGUUCUGGAAGCGUUACAGGUGUUGCGAGGAGAGCUGACUCCGCUCAAAUACAACACGGACCGAAUCCACGUCCUCAGCGGGUAUCUGAUGUGCAGUCACGCCGAGGACCUGAGAGCCAAAGCUGAGUGGGAGGGGAAAGGAGUGAGCUCGCGCUCCAAACUGCUCGAUAAACUACAGACGUACCUCCCCCCCUCGGUGAUGCUGCCCCCCCGGAGGUUACACACACUCCUGCGUCAGGCCGUGGAGUUACAGAGAGACCGCUGCCUUUAUCACAACACCAAGACGGACAACAACCUCGACUCUGUUUCACUGCUGCUGGACCACGUGUGCAGCAGGAAGCAGUUCCCAUGUUACACUCAGCAGAUUCUGACCGAACACUGUAACGAGGUUUGGUUCUGCAAGUUCUCCAACGACGGCACCAAACUCGCCACCGGAUCAAAAGACACCACCGUGAUCGUGUGGCAGGUGGACCCGGACACACACCAGCUGAAGUUGUGGAGGACGUUGGAAGGUCACGCGUACGGAGUGUCUUACCUGGCCUGGAGUCCUGAUGACAUGUACCUCAUCGCCUGCGGCCCAGACGACUGCUCAGAACUCUGGCUCUGGAAUGUACAGACAGGUGAACUGCGUACGAAAAUGAGUCAGUCUCAUGAGGACAGUCUGACCAGCGUCGCCUGGAACCCCGACGGCAAGCGAUUCGUUACGGGAGGACAGCGGGGACAGUUCUAUCAAUGCGAUCUGGACGGUAACCUGGUGGACUCGUGGGAAGGAGUGCGGGUUCAGUGUUUAUGGUGUGUGAGCGACGGCCGAACGGUUUUGGCCUCCGAUACACACCAACGAAUCCGCGCCUACAACUUCGAGGACCUGACCGACAGAAACAUAGUUCAGGAGGAUCAUCCUAUCAUGUCUUUCACCGUUUCUAAGAACGGACGAUUAGCUUUGUUAAAUGUAGCAACUCAGGGAGUCCAUCUCUGGGACCUGCAGGACCGUGUGUUGGUGAGGAAGUAUCAGGGAGUGACGCAGGGCUUCUACACCAUCCACUCCUGCUUCGGCGGCCAUAACGAGGACUUCAUCGCCAGCGGCAGUGAAGAUCAUAAGGUGUAUAUUUGGCACAAGCGUAGCGAGCUGCCCAUAGCUGAGCUAACGGGACACACUCGCACCGUGAACUGUGUUAGCUGGAACCCCUGUGUGCCGAGCCUGAUGGCCAGCGCUUCAGACGACGGCACGGUUCGAGUGUGGGGCCCCGCCCCCUUCCUCCACACACAGGAAGUGGACACUCUCAAUGAGAACUGCAGUAACAUGGACAGUUGAUGAUGAAGUCCAUUUUGGAGAAACAAUCAAAAAUAUCUAAAGAACCGAUUCCACGUCAAGAACAAACGAACAAAAGCAGAACAGACAAUACAGAGUAUCAGCGUGUGUGUGUGUGUGUGUGUGAGUGAGUGAGUGAGAGUGUGUGUGUGUGUGUGUGUGUGUGUGUGUGUGUGUGUGUGUGUGAGAGUAAGUGUUCGGGAGCUCAAAAUCGUCACGGCGACCGAAGCUGUCUCCGUGGCAACCCAACAAACGUGCCGAUUUUCUGAUCGUUAGGAAAACGAGAGAUGGAGGGAAGAAGGGGUAAAAAAAAAAAUAAAUAGUCUCACUUUCUCUUCACUCAUUCAUCACACACACAAUAACUGUUCUUUAGUUCUUUUAAAACAUUAUUUACUAACUCAAGCAGUUUAUUUGGUUACACCUCCUUCUCACUCUCUCAUCCCUCCAUCCAUCCAUCUUUUCUUUCCCUGAUUCCUUCAGCUCUGACAGGGUCAGGGGUCAAAGGUUACUAGUUGGUGGUUGCGGUUUUGGUUUGACGAACCGUGUGUGUGCGUGUGUGCGUGUGUGCGUGUGUGCGUGUGUGCGUGUGUGUGUGUGUGUGUGUGGAGGAAGAUGAGGAGGAGGAAUAGUUUUAAUCUGAUUCAGAGCCCCGCUGAGACCUUCAUCUGUGGAACAAAAAAAAAAAAAGACUCCGUUUUUGUAAUGUUAUUGUUUUAAAAAAAAAAAAAAAAAUUAAUAAAAAUGAGGGCUGUUGUUUU